GAGACGCGCGAGGCACCGAGCGAGCGCGCUUACGAGACUGCGCCCAUCAUCACCAGCACCACCACACCACACCACACCACACCGAGACCCCGCAGCCCGAACAAUGGCAGCAUCCAGCGGCUGAUGCACAGAUGGAGACACGCUGGAGCUGACGAGUGGUCUUUUAAGACGCCGUCCUUACAGAUGGAGCGAUAGAGGAGAGAGAAUCCGCGGGCUGUUCUCCAUCACUGACGGGAGGCGCGUCCACCUGUGCUCGCACUGGAGGCCCGGGAUGCGCGAAAACAUGCACAAGUGCCUCUGAUUAAAGGAAAUUAUUUCAACAUUGUGGUCAAAAGAACUCGGCGUUAAGAAAUAAACACAUUCUGUCAGCAUAAAGAAUGGGUAACGGCGAUAUAAUGAAGCCCCACACGAGCAGGACAGACUCCCAUUGAUGGACAGGACACAGGCCCGGAUCAUCUUGCAGGCUUUGGGCUCAACAGAAACCAGCGAACUGGACCAGUCGGGAUCACAUAAUCUGAAGAGUAAUCGAAUGCUGUAUGGUGUCGCAGAUGCUGCCUUACACACAUCCUCCACAGCUGCUGCAGAGAGCACGAAGAGAGGCAAUUCGUACUGUCACAGUGUUAAAUUGGCCUUAAAGAAGCACUACUUACCACGGCCACUGUCAACACGGACUCCUUUAGAGAACCACCCAACUGAUGAGUCCUCAAACUACACAAUAUCCUUCACACCCUGUGCUGCCAAGGGCUUGAGCCCCCUGGGCCUUUCCAAGAAGACCGCAAUCAGAUCCAUUUCACCAUGAUAGAACCUGCGAGCAUCCCUGGGCUCACACAGGACUGUUUGCCUCAGCAGAGUCCCACCUGUCCAGGCUGCUUUAUUGAGACUAAGGAUUUGUCCAAUGUAGAGGCCCUCAAAAUGGCUGACAUGACCCGGGACUACACCACCUGCCCUAUCUCUGAUAUUAACAUUCAAUGUAUGAGCACAAGUGAAACAGUAAGUUAUGGAGAAGCGCUGCUCUCGGAUCAGCUUUUGAGCUUUCCUGUCCCCAAAACCCAGCUGGUAGAGAAGAAGGACACAGAGAAAAUAGACUUAGAUGAUUCAGCCUCCAAAAACCUGUAUGAGGGUCUGCUAUUAGACAAGUGCAAUGGUGACGAUGGCUUGCUUACCAAUCCAAAUCAGGACUGGGGCUAUUUUGAGUCCUUCAUUAGCGAGAGUAAGAUGGAAUUGCUGGAUCUCUGCUCCAAGAACGAGUUAUCCGUAAAUCUCUUCUCUGAAGAGGACGUGGGCAAUUAUAUGUUUGAUGAUGAUGAUGAUUCCACUCUGAGCAGUGAUGUGUGCUCGCUAAAGAUCCGCUACGAGUCCUUCCAGGACAACAUGAGGGAGAAAACCAAUGUUCUGCAAGAAGAAACUCAGUUCAACUUUUUCCCAAGUGUCUUGGUAAACUGCACAAAGAAAGAGAGUUGUGGGGUAAAGCGAGUUGUGGAUGAUCUACCACCAAAAUCAGAGGAGCUUGGAUUCCAAAAUGACAGCAAAGGGGAUGAAAAUGACUGCUCCAUAGAGCAGACACCCGAUUAUAACCCCAAAAUGAACUACUUCAUUGAUUCAAGCACCUCAGCUGAAGACUCAGGGGAGUAUAGUGAUGACAGCUCCUCCACCGUUUCCUCUCUUGACACCUUCCAAGACAACAGGCCUAAAAACUUGUUCUCACGAAAGAACGCAAGCUGCUCAAACCAUCUGAACUAUGGAUUACGGGCCAAGAGAAAAGUUAGGUAUAGUGAUGACUACUUGUAUUAUGUUGAGUCUACUGAUGGGGAAAGAAACAUUGAAAAGCGAGAGAAACUACAGAUUGGUCCAAAACAAGAAGAGGAUCUUGACUGGUGCCCUAAAAAGAGACGAAAAUACUCGCGGAAGGAUCCACCUGUAAUAAUCAAAUACAUUAUUGUAAACCGGUUCAAAGGAGACAAAUGCAUGGCUGUAAAGCUGGGCAGAAUCAAAUCAGCCGACACGACAGUAAGCUUAAAUGAGGAUAAAAUCAACAAAUAUGAGAAGCUUGCACCUCUGAAGGAUUUCUGGCAGGAGAAACAGAGAGAGAGAGAGGAACAGCUUAAGCUGGCAGCAGGAGGUAAACACAAUUCUCACCAUCAUGCCUUUAGUUCGAGUCCCUCCAAAAGAAAAUACAAGCUAGCAAACAGGCUUAGAAUUCAGAGAAUUCAUACUGUGGAGCAAUCACCCAACACACAGGGCCCCUUUGCCUCUGAUCCCAGGCAGGAGGUUUCUUCUACAGAUGAAACUGCCUCCACGGGAAUGCCAUUAACAAUAGCCACCAGCUGUGCAAGCACAUUAGACCCCAAUGACAUCAUGCACACUGCCACCCGGAAGAGCAGAUCACAAGAGAGGGAGGAAGGCAGAAUAGGAAAUAAAAUAUUCAGAAUACAGAAAUUCAGAAGCGAAGCCAGACUUAGAAGCAAGAAAAUGAGAGACCUUGUGGAGAAUAGCGAGAGCGUGACAGACCUGACAGAAGUUUGCUCGCUGCAGAAAAAUAUGGACGCAGUAGGAGGUGCUGAAGAUAAAAAAGUCAGCCCAGCUGCACACAGUCCCCAUUUGUGUGAGAGUCAAACAGCUAAUGCCUCUGAAAAAUUUGCUUUUGUGACUACCACCUGCUCCCCUAACAAAGAGGCAUCGUCUGAGAAUAUGGCUACAAGUGUUUCCGUUAUCCCAGGAGGCUACCUGCAAACAUUGUUAGAUGCCUCUGAUUCUUCAGGUAGCACUGGCAUCCAGUUUUUCCCUCAGCAGACCCACCACUCACUGGAUCUCUCUUUGGAAAAGCAGCAAUUCACCUCAAUUCAGCUAGCACAAAGUUGUGUCCUUUCUCCACCAUCAGAAUCAGAGCUCCAACAGUCACCCCAGAAUUGUCCAACUCUUACCCAGAUGUGGCACCCGCAGCUUGGUCCCAACCAGCAGUUUGGUGCUGCAGAUAUUGUUGAAUCUGCGAUCCAACCCAACAGCUUCACUGGAGAGAUGGCUAUGCCAAUGUCUGAGAGUCUGACUGUGUCGGGCUAUAGCCAGCUGAGUCUGGAGAGCAACAGAAUGCUUUAUGAAAAGAAUUACAUGCCUGAGCAGCCAUUGCCUCCUGAUGCUGAGUUUCAGAUAUGUCAGGGGCAGCCACAGUUUCAAAGAGCCACACUGCACACCGACAACGGCCGACUCAUCAGUUUCGACUCAGUUGGCUCAUUGUCAGCUACUUCUAGCAAUUACAGCUCUCUGAGUCUGAAGUCCUGCGAGAAAGAUGGUGAGGAUGAUGUGAAUGAGAACUUUAUGGCCCACUGCAGUCCCAAACUGGUGAUUCAGCAGAGUAUCGAAGCAAUCACACCCCUGAGGGAGUCCACAGACUUGCUGGAUAUCUCCAACUUCACUCCCGAUAAAUUCAGACACACAUCAUUGUCAGAACUCUCUCCUCCAGAGACUCCUAAUUUAUCCCCUCAAGUUACGGGCCGUGAGAUGAGGAUAGCUGGGAAGGCCACUGACCUCCAGGAUGGGGCUAAGAUGUCAUGCACCAAAGACGUGGACUGGAACUGCAAAAUGAUCGAGCAGCGAGAUCUGUCUAGAUAUUCAGUAGAUGGUCAUGAGUAUGAAUUGCACAUUUUUAAUGGUGAAGACAACUUAAGCCUGGGGACGAAGGAGGAAAAUCUUGCUGACUUUGACGGUGAUAUGAUGAGUGCAAUUAAGGGGACCAAGGCAAAAAAGAAAAAUACAAACAAACAAACUGCAGGGCAGGGAACCAAAAAAAGCAAAGCCCCAAGAGCUCCUAAGGCAGAAAAGGGCAAAAUUCCACGUCAGACAUCAAGAGCAUCUAAAAAGUUAAAGGCUUUACUGGAUGAGAAGGGUGGUAAAGGCCGGACUGAGGGCGCUGCUCAUCCACUACUGGACAGUGGCUCUGAGGAAUGGACAGGAAUAGUUUGUUCAGAGAGCAAAAGUCAAGCCCACGAUGACCAGCGAGAGUUUGAAGAGCCAUCCAACAUCUUGUCAAAUAUUGUCUCAGGGAUGGCCGAAGUACAGAGAUUCAUGAUGGCCUCUGUUGAGCCAAUAUGGGGCCCUGCAGCAAAUGUCUGCUUGCCCUCAGAGGCUAACAGCCUCAAGUUAAAAACUCUCAAAAUCCUUGCAGGAACUUCAUCCGACCCGAAGAAGAAAGGCACUUGUGGGGCUAAUGGGGGCACAAAAGGCAGAAAAGGUGGGACAAAAGGUGGCAAAAACCAGGCAAAGUUAAAUGCCUCCCUGCCUUUUUUCCCUCAGUUGGCUUUGGGCUGUAACGUGUUUGACAAGCCUAGCCUUGGCGUUCCUGGUGUAAAUGGGCCUGCGCACAAAAAGAUGUACCGUCACAAAACCAGUGCAAAAUUCCCUCGGAUUGAAAAUCUGAAGGGCACGCGACCAGAACGAGACUCAGAUAAGGACAUAUCAUUAAUGGCAUCUUUUGAGAAACUGAGGUAAUAUUUUAUAUCUAGCUGCUGAUGCACGUUCCUCACUUUCCCACUUCCUCCUCAUUUCUUGACUCAAGACCAGAGAUGCAUGGAUUUACGUUAUUCUUAAGUACCCCCUUCUUCUUUUUGCCCCCGAAGAGGAUAUUGAUAUCUUGCAUGAGAAACUUCUUGUACUCGCAAACUACCUAUUGAUUGAUUGUGCAAGGCUUGAUUGAGAUUUUAAAUGACCAUGGCUGCAUUUUUCUUCUGCAUUCUUGUUUUUGCUGUUUUUUUCCCCCUCGCAGUUGCUGAUUAGUUUUUGUCUGAAGAAAAGGAAAAACUUUGAUAAGUGCAAAUUCUCUUUUUGGACCUUUUUUUGUUCAGUUCUCAGUGAAUCUUGCUGCCCUCAUGUAAUUAUAUUUCUCUCUUCAAACAUGUAGCUAUUAAAAUGUCUUUGUGUGAAACAAGCUCCCAAUUUGAUUAUGUAUGCUGAAACAGAUGCCCUCUCGACUCUUUACUGCCUGACUUUUUUAAGUGUGAAUUGCUCAGCCCCUUGUCUAAGAUAACAACAUCCUUGAUAUAUCCCUAAACAUUGUCAGCACACAAUGGGACCAUUUUGUAUUAAAGACAUAUCAGAUUAAUGUUGUUCUAAUUACUUUCUUACUGUUGGAAUGUACUUAUGAUUUUCUCUUAUCUACUAUGCUUUUUACAGGAGUUGUACUGGAAAAGGUUUAAAUGGACAUUUCUAUGCCAUGGAAAUCCUCAAAUGCUUCAUUUUUGAAUUUUUUUUUACAGUA
Molecule: messenger RNA, 5248 nt
Organism: Rhinichthys klamathensis goyatoka
Lineage: Eukaryota; Metazoa; Chordata; Actinopteri; Cypriniformes; Leuciscidae
Gene: nexmifb
Product: neurite extension and migration factor b
Exons: 3
Coding region: 796-4482 (1228 amino acids)
Biological process (GO): negative regulation of cell-cell adhesion mediated by cadherin; negative regulation of cell adhesion mediated by integrin; negative regulation of neuron migration
Cellular component (GO): nucleus
Source: RefSeq, a predicted model, not a curated record